GAAAAAGGAAAUGAAACCAGAGACAGAGGGAAGCUGAGCGAAAAUAGACCUUCCCGAGAGAGGAGGGAGCCGGGGGAGAAAGGCAAGGUCCCCUCCCCGCCCCCGGGCCGCCGCCCCCUCCCUGCCCUCAGCGGCGAGCUGCGCGCCGCGACCCGGGCCGAAGGUGUGAGGGGAGAGGGGCGGCCCGGCGGGCGCGCACCAUCCCUGCGGGCGGCGCGGAGCCGGCGACAGCGCGCGAGCCGAGCCGAGCUGCACCGGGUGGCGGCGGCGGGACCGGGAUGGAAGGGAGCGCGGUGACUGUCCUUGAGCGCGGAGGGGCGAGCUCGCCGCCAGAGCGCCGGAGCAAGAGGAGGCGCAGGAGCGGCGGCGGCGGCGCCGGAGCACCCGAGGGGGUCCGAGCCCCGGCAGCCGGCCAGUACCGCGCCACAAAGGGAGCGCCCCCGCCGCCUGGCACGCCACCUCCCUCCCCAAUGUCCUCGGCCAUCGAAAGGAAGAGCUUGGACCCGUCUGAGGAGCCAGUGGAUGAGGUGCUGCAGAUCCCCCCGUCGCUGCUGACAUGCGGAGGCUGCCAGCAGAACAUCGGGGACCGCUACUUCCUGAAGGCCAUUGACCAGUACUGGCACGAGGACUGCCUCAGCUGUGACCUCUGCGGGUGCCGGCUGGGUGAGGUGGGGAGACGCCUCUACUACAAGCUGGGCCGGAAGCUCUGUCGGAGAGACUAUCUCAGGCUUUUCGGCCAAGAUGGUCUCUGUGCCUCCUGUGACAAGCGGAUCCGUGCCUAUGAGAUGACCAUGCGGGUGAAAGACAAAGUGUAUCACCUAGAAUGUUUCAAAUGCGCCGCCUGUCAGAAACAUUUCUGUGUGGGUGACAGAUACCUCCUCAUCAACUCUGACAUAGUGUGCGAACAAGACAUCUACGAGUGGACUAAGAUUAACGGAAUGAUAUAGACCAGAGGCCCCCAGUCACUGUCUCCGUGGGGGUCUUCACUCUUAGGCACUUUGGGGACUUGAGGGUGGGAUGAGGCAUUUCUUAGGGGAUGGGAGACCCUGACUGGGCACAAGACACAGCAUCCAAGUGACAUAAUGCAAGGGAUAAGAUUUAAAUGUGAUAAAAUAACCAGCCUUUAGGAAAGACAUAGACAGUGGUCACAGCCUAUCCGUAAUAACUGACAUGAUUAAUGAAGGAAAGGAGCACUCGGGGAAAAGCGAACGCUGUGCCAACAUAAUGGAACUUCCCGUCUACAGAUAGGGAGUUGUUGUGUAAAGACAUGUUGUGACUUUGACCCUUGAAAACUAGAGAUGUGCAAUUGAUUUCUUUUCUUCCUGGCUUUUAUGACAACCCUGUUCCAAUCACUGUCCUCCACCCAAGGGGAAGACAGAGAGGAGAGCAGCCACCCUUUUUUUCUUGGCCACCUUCCCAAGGCUUAAGCUUUGGAUCCAAGGGAAAGUGCAUGGAGACACAUUUCAGUUGAGAAUGGAAACUGCCACUUUUCACCAAACAAUUAUUUAAAGCAAUGCUGAUGCAUCACUGUUUUUAGACACCUUAGUUGUGAGGUGAGGAGUUCCACAGAUUGUUUCUAUACAAAUGUAAAUCUAAAAAAGAAAAAAAAAUAAGUUGUUCAACUAUUUUAUUAUCUUAGAUUAUAUCAAAGUAUUUGCUGUGUGUAGUUAAAAAAAAAAACCCGAAAACCUCUGCAAACAAUAAAAAUGACAUUAAAAUGCA
Hipposideros armiger (great roundleaf bat) is the source of this 1722-nucleotide messenger RNA. It is a transcript of the gene LMO2, whose product is annotated as LIM domain only 2. Gene Ontology annotation, cellular component: nucleus. The record is from RefSeq and is a predicted model, not a curated record. Gene Ontology annotation, biological process: positive regulation of transcription by RNA polymerase II. The transcript has 4 exons. Gene Ontology annotation, molecular function: transcription coactivator activity; DNA-binding transcription factor binding. Bases 279 to 947 code for a protein of 222 amino acids. NCBI's taxonomy places the organism in Eukaryota, Metazoa, Chordata, Mammalia, Chiroptera, Hipposideridae.